GCCGCAUUUUAUAAAUAUUAGUCGGGGUCUUUUUAUUCCUUCGUUACCCGGUCACAGGAAAUGACAACAUUCAAGAUAUCCAUGCAACACUGACGUGUCCGCGGUGCAGAAUAAAUCGUGUGCUGUGUUAGCGCGACACACCUGGGAUUAUUAUAACAGCUGUGUUAAGAUUUCCGUUGUCAGAGGGACUGUUAUCAUCACUCGGCAAUAUCCCCGGGUUGAUCUUAGUUGUUGCAAUGCGGCGCAGCAGUGUCGACCAGAAGCAGGACAGGCGGACAGACACAAUGAACGGCGACGCCCAUCGUUUGACCGGCGGAGAUGAUGGUUGUCAUGAGGCCACGGCCGCCACCACCACCACGACGGCGACGGAGAAAAAAGGAGGAGUGAGGCGGAGGGCAUGCCCUGCAGGGCAGCCAGAGGAUCGGCCUCCUCCAGAGAGGACCUCCAUCCCAGCAGGGACAUCGGGAGCAACAAAGCCAUCGGCUGGGGCAGGAGCAGAGGUCAAACUCAUGGAGGGGAAAGGCGCAGGAGGAGGGAGGGCAUGCCCUGCAGGGCAGCCAGAGGAUCGGCCUCCUCCAGAGAGGACCUCCAUCCCAGCAGGGACAUCGGGAGCAACAAAGCCAUCGGCUGGGGCAGGAGCAGAGGUCAAACUCAUGGAGGGGAAAGGCGCAGGAGGAGGGAGGGCAUGCCCUGCAGGGCAGCCAGAGGAUCGGCCUCCUCCAGAGAGGACCUCCAUCCCAGCAGGGACAUCGGGAGCAACAAAGCCAUCGGCUGGGGCAGGAGCAGAGGUCAAACUCAUGGAGGGGAAAGGCGCAGGAGGAGGGAGGGCAUGCCCUGCAGGGCAGCCAGAGGAUCGGCCUCUUCCAGAGAGGACCUCCAUCCCAGCAGGGACAUCGGGAGCAACAAAGCCAUCGGCUGGGGCAGGAGCAGAGGUCAAACUCAUGGAGGGGAAAGGCGCAGGAGGAGGGAGGGCAUGCCCUGCAGGGCAGCCAGAGGAUCGGCCUCUUCCAGAGAGGACCUCCAUCCCAGCAGGGACAUCGGGAGCAACAAAGCCAUCGGCUGGGGCAGGAGCAGAGGUCAAACUCAUGGAGGGGAAAGGCGCAGGAGGAGGGAGGGCAUGCCCUGCAGGGCAGCCAGAGGAUCGGCCUCUUCCAGAGAGGACCUCCAUCCCAGCAGGGACAUCGGGAGCAACAAAGCCAUCGGCGGGGGCAGGAGCAGAGGUCAAACUCAUGGAGGGGAAAGGCGCAGGAGGAGGGAGGGCAUGCCCUGCAGGGCAGCCAGAGGAUCGGCCUCUUCCAGAGAGGACCUCCAUCCCAGCAGGGACAUCGGGAGCAACAAAGCCAUCGGCUGGGGCAGGAGCAGAGGUCAAACUCAUGGAGGGGAAAGGCGCAGGAGGAGGGAGGGCAUGCCCUGCAGGGCAGCCAGAGGAUCGGCCUCCUCCAGAGAGGACCUCCAUCCCAGCAGGGACAUCGGGAGCAACAAAGCCAUCGGCGGGGGCAGGAGCAGAGGUCAAAAUCAUGGAGGGGAAAGGCGCAGGAGGAGGGAGGGCAUGCCCUGCAGGGCAGCCAGAGGAUCGGCCUCUUCCAGAGAGGACCUCCAUCCCAGCAGGGGCAUCGGGAGCAACAAAGCCAUCGGCGGGGGCAGGAGCAGAGGUCAAAAUCAUGGAGGGGAAAGGCGCAGGAGGAGGGAGGGCAUGCCCUGCAGGGCAGCCAGAGGAUCGGCCUCCUCCAGAGAGGACCUCCAUCCCAGCAGGGGCAUCGGGAGCAACAAAGCCAUCGGCGGGGGCAGGAGCAGAGGUCAAAAUCAUGGAGGGGAAAGGCGCAGGAGGAGGGAGGGCAUGCCCUGCAGGGCAGCCAGAGGAUCGGCCUCUUCCAGAGAGGACCUCCAUCCCAGCAGGGACAUCGGGAGCAACAAAGCCAUCGGCGGGGGCAGGAGCAGAGGUCAAACUCAUGGAGGGGAAAGGCGCAGGAGGAGGGAGGGCAUGCCCUGCAGGGCAGCCAGAGGAUCGGCCUCCUCCAGAGAGGACCUCCAUCCCCGCAGGGACAUCGGGAGCAGCAACAGCAACGUCAGCCAGGGCAGGAGCCGUGGCUAAGAAAAAGCCGGAAGCAGUGAAGGUCGUAUCGCGAAGAGGCUACACUGGCAGAGCUGUGAUCCCUGCACAGAAAAAGGAAAUCGUGUCUGUCGCCAAGGCCAUGCAUCAGGAAAACUUCGCGGCCAAAGUGAAAGAGCUCUUCGACCCAGAGAGGGAAGCCACCCUGCAGGCUCUCAAGACAGGCGUGUACGUGGGCUGGCGCUGCCCAGAGUUCACGUGGGACUGCAUCCGUGUGGGAGAAUCGUGCCGCUGCUUCUGCGGGCACCUUCUCGCCGAUCACCACAGCUACACGGGUCAGAGUGUACACGUGCCAUGUGCCAAACCGGGAUGCGGGUGCCGUGCAUUUGCUUUCAUCCCUUCCCGGCCGGAGGAGGUGGGAGAGUUCUGGCUGCGAAAGCGUCCUGGCUUCGAGCCGAAGAACUGGCGCGCCAAGUGUCGCUGCAAACAUAGCCACGACGCACACGUUCCCAGAGGCAGCCUCUCUUGCAAGACCAAAGGUUGCAGCUGCCCGCGUUUUGAGUCGAGUUUUCUGUGCGCGGCGUGCGACCGUCGCUGGGAGCAGCACGAGACAUUCUUCGACACGGAGAAGAGCAGACGUGAGGCUGGCCUGCCCGUCGGUGAGGCGUACUUGCCGUUCGCGGAGAUCCCGAAGCUCAGAAACGCUGUGCUGACGGGCAGCGAGGAGGACGACACGGGAUACGUGGCCCUCAGGGAAGGGGGCCUCGCUGCACUGCCACCAAGCCAGCCAGCGGAAGAUGGUGUGGCCAGCGGCACGAAGGCGUCUGGCUUUCGGCCGGUGUAUGACUAACCUGUGCUGCUACGGUUUCCAUAAAACUGCGUUUCCCGUUUAUUUCAAUGUCGUAUUCAUGAAACUCUUUAAAUGUACAAACCCAACCUUCUCACGCCUCAUGUCCACUGUGAACUUCCAUAAUCUGCAUAUAUAUACGACUGCUAUAAGAUGAUGUUAAGGACGCUGCGGUGGUGUUACGGUUAGCACACUUGACUUGUAAUUCAGAGGUCACCGAUUUAAUUCGAUCUCCCGGCGUGGCAUUUGAAAUGGUGCAAAUUUAUCAAAUCCCCCUACACCCCACCUCUUUACACCCUGCAGUAUGAAUGUGUACGGCGUGGUUAGUUGAUCGGCAGGAUACAUAUGGUCGGGUACAGUGUUGGUACCCCCACCUUUUCCAAGAUGUCUAGCCAAAAUAUCCUCCAGUGGAGGCUCUUCACACAGCAGUGGAAUGAGCAAGCAAUUAUCGCAAGGCUGGAGCUUUACCUUUUUUAAUGAAAUUACAUGAAAGAAUGUCACAUUUGGGGGAGGGGGGGGGGUGAUUUUACUCCUAAAAUUACAGGAAACGUUAACAUUUGCUUUCCAUAAA
Molecule: messenger RNA, 3468 nt
Organism: Lethenteron reissneri (Far Eastern brook lamprey)
Lineage: Eukaryota; Metazoa; Chordata; Hyperoartia; Petromyzontiformes; Petromyzontidae
Gene: FAM221B
Product: family with sequence similarity 221 member B
Source: RefSeq, a predicted model, not a curated record